Messenger RNA from Spizellomyces punctatus DAOM BR117, 1364 nucleotides. RefSeq lists its product as uncharacterized. Lineage: Eukaryota; Fungi; Chytridiomycota; Chytridiomycetes; Spizellomycetales; Spizellomycetaceae. Gene Ontology annotation, cellular component: nucleus; cytosol. The record is from RefSeq and is a predicted model, not a curated record. The coding region runs from base 214 to 1029 and encodes 271 amino acids. Gene Ontology annotation, biological process: proteasome assembly. The transcript is spliced from 6 exons.
CUGCACUAUCGGUGGAGCUUCUGCAUUGUCUAUUUGAGGAGUGCUGUCGGAAUGCGAGUUCAUGGUCGAAAGCUCCUCGCAGCCAGACGGACUUUGGCAAACUAAGCGCUGCUGACGUGGAGGGCAUUGGGUGAGUCAUCCUGGACUGGGGAUUCGAGGACUUUUUGACAUCUUUCAUCUUUGCCCUUCCCAUUAGCAAGCUACAAAACAAACAUGACGUUGCCUUACUUUGAAUUUGUCUCGGUGCCAGGCUUUCAUUCGCAAAAACUCGCUGGGUCGACGUUGCUCAUGCCAGGCCCGAAUGGACUGGGGAAUAUCGGCCAGCUGGCUUUGGACCUUUUGAUUUCUUCCCUUGAUUUGAUGAGAGUUGGCUUCAUAUCUUCGACAUUGGUUUUGCCUGUAUGUGGAAACGAGGACUAUGGAAACGAAACGGCGCCGAACACGUUGCACACAAGUUUUGAAGUAUAUCAGUCGCGACCAAGUAAUACAACGUCUAUCACUCUCAUCCAACUACGAUCGCCUGUGAUUACUAAAAAGGGGGUGCUCUUUUCAAAAUCCUUCGCGCACUGGGCUCAACAGAUGGCUUUUGAGUCGGUAGUACUAGUAACAGCAGCAGACGCUGGUCGGCGCGUGGAUGGGCAAAUUCGCAGCGACCGAUUACGGUUCAUCUCCACCUCCGACAAAUACGUUCACGCGGACCGUCUACAGCAGCUAGGAUUCCCGAGAUUAGAAGAGAAUGAAACAAAACGUGCAUGGGUAGCUAGCGAGCUGGCAAGUCCCAUACCGCCAGGAGCUGGUGUAUCACGAUUCAUUUUUGAUGAGUUUCGGGAACUCAGUGUUCCGUUGUUGACUCUGAUUUGGUUUGCAAUUGAAGGAGACAAUUAUCAAGACGCCCUCCAGCUUGCGUCGGCGGUCAGAUCCUUGGUAAAUCAUGGGGAAGAUAAUUCAGAGCAGAAUACAUGGAAAACUCCAUUGUCGUGGAAGGGAUUAUAUGGCAAUGCAAUGUUCACGAAAGCCCUUUUCCAAUAGAAUGGAGCUAGACUAGCGGCUCGUCAGCCGAGCGAUGAUGUCUGUAACCAUUCAGUUGGCAUGACGCUCUUCAUUAAUGGACCCCGCAAAGAUAACUUAUGUAAAGCGUCCACGUGGAGGCAGAUUGGUUGCGAUACGGCUCCUAUCGUCGCAACGGCUCAUAUUCAGCCAACAGCCCAGCUUGAUUGUGCUGACUCUGGCAUUUCUGCUCCUUUGUACAUCAGGUGCGUGCACGAGCGCGCUGCCUGCGCUGCCUGGUUCCAAAUAGUAUGAUGUGCUUGUCAAUUUACAUGCCACUUUACCGGAGAUUAUGUACAAAUCAAAGCAGAUCUCCC